Aspergillus brunneoviolaceus CBS 621.78 is the source of this 1212-nucleotide messenger RNA. RefSeq lists its product as uncharacterized. The coding region runs from base 1 to 1212 and encodes 403 amino acids. Lineage: Eukaryota; Fungi; Ascomycota; Eurotiomycetes; Eurotiales; Aspergillaceae. The record is from RefSeq and is a predicted model, not a curated record. The transcript has 2 exons.
AUGCGCCAGCAUAAUCAGAAGAGGUAUCUCCGGCGAAUGUCUACCCAGCCUCAUAAUCACAAUAACUCAACCAGUCCUCCUGUACCAACGCCAACCUCACCUCACGCAGAUGAUACUUGGUCUCCUCCGUCGCCCGCUACGAUUCUGGACUCGUCUAGGAAAGAUCCUUUUGACAGUUUGCCAGCUGUCACCUCUGUAGCUGACCAAGAACUGGCUGAUGCAUGGGUGAGCAAGUUAAGUUAUUGGUCAGGACAGAACCAGUACAUCAAGCUCCAGAUUUAUAAAGCGGCCAUAGCUCAUCCAGUGUGCUUUCAAGCGAUCAUUCUGGCUUAUUGCGCUCGCUGGCGGGCCCGAUUAUACGGUCUCGAAUCCAGCCCUGAAUCCGAACUUCAUCUGAUCAGGGCUUCCACCAUGAUCCAAAAGGCAAGAAACGAGAAGAACGAUGAUUCUCUUGCGAUGGCUCUUGCCGGAAUGUCUCUCCAUGAGAAUCGCUUCGGUGAUAAUGAGUCCGCUGCUAUGGAGUACGAAGACCAGGCACUUAGACUUCUGCGCAUGCGCCCUUGGCAGGAUUCAAUGGGCGUUGCUGAAGUGUUCCUGCAUUAUGUGCAGUAUCUGAAGAUGCCACGGGAGUUCUCACUGGGCCAUGAGGACAGAGUAAUGCUAGUCCAUUUCCUUCGAGGUGCGAAAGAAUUGAAGCUCAAACACAGCACAGCUGCAUACUUGGCUUCGGUGCCUCAGAGGCGGACGGCGUUCCAGAUGGCCAGUCCGCUCUUCUGCUCACUUUGUCCUGGGCCUUGGCCAUCCACGGUUCCACAGGACUUGCACAAAUAUGUGAUGAACCUGAAUAUACCUAGUCAUGAGGUUAGCCGCACUGCGUGUUUGAUACACAUCACAAGCGCACUGUGGGAUUACCAAUAUGAACCCGACAAAACCCGUCAGUUCCUUGCUCAUCUCAAUGAGCUUGUCGCGCAGUAUAAACUCGACAGAAAUCCCGCAUGUGAAACAUUCAUAUGGCUCCUACUUGAGGAACGAUGUAUCCCGAGGUUGAGAGACUCAGAACGGGCGUGGCGAAUGGGAGAGCUGCUGAAGAUGAUCAAAAAGCUACCACCUGAUUUACGAGUUGAGUACGGCAACAUUCUUUUCAGCUUUCUCAUGCUCGAGAGUCCUACUCUAGAAGUUGGGGAGUUUGAAAGAAGAGUGCUCGCUCUUUGA